Messenger RNA from Nycticebus coucang (slow loris), 582 nucleotides. Its product is annotated as non-histone chromosomal protein HMG-17-like. The record is from RefSeq and is a predicted model, not a curated record. Gene Ontology annotation, cellular component: nucleus; chromatin. The transcript has a single exon. Gene Ontology annotation, biological process: chromatin organization. Lineage: Eukaryota; Metazoa; Chordata; Mammalia; Primates; Lorisidae. Gene Ontology annotation, molecular function: nucleosomal DNA binding. The coding region runs from base 26 to 391 and encodes 121 amino acids.
GCAGUGUGAAGAAGAGGAGGCGAGAAUGACCCCCAGACCGACCAAAACUCGUGCGUCGCUGCAUCCCUGCAUCCAGCGCCUACGUCCUGCUGCAGUUGCCACCAUGCCCAAGAGAAAGGCUGAAGGAGAAGCCAAAGGAGAUAAAGUCAAGGGAAAGGACGAACCACAGAGAAGAGCCACAAAGUUGUCUGCUAAACCUGCUCCUCCAAAGCCAGAGCCCAAGCCUAAAAAGACCCCUGCAAAGAAAGGAGUGAAGGUCCCCAAAGGGAAGAAGGGAAAAGCUGACGCUGGCAAGGAGGGGAACAACCCUGCAGAAAACGGAGAUGCCAAAACAGACCAGGCACAGAAAGCUGCAGGUGCUGGAUGCCAAGGGAAGUGUGUGCAUUUGUGAUAACUGUACUUCCGGUGACUGUACAGUUUGAAAUACUACUUUUUAUCAAGUUUAAUAAAAAUACAGAAUUUUGUUUUACUUUUUUUUUUUAAGCUAUGUUGUUAACACAGAGAACACUUCAUUGUUUUGGGGGAAAGGAGCAUAUGUCACUAAUAGAAUGUCUCCAAAGUUAGACUGGUAUGAGGGAAAAU